Molecule: messenger RNA, 471 nt
Organism: Staurois parvus
Lineage: Eukaryota; Metazoa; Chordata; Amphibia; Anura; Ranidae
Source: the annotation of a GenBank genome assembly
CUGCGCUUUGUAAAUAGUCCAGCAGUCUUCUGGGACCUGUCACAUGUCCGCAGUGUUUGGUCUUCUCCUGUACUAUGUCUGCAGUCUCUGGUCAUCUCCUGUACUAUGUCCGCAGUCUCUGGUGAUCUCCUGUACUAUGUCCGCAGUCUCCGGUCAUCUCUUGUAGUAUGUCCGCAGUCUCUGGUCAUCCCCUGUACUAUGUCUGCAGUCUCUGGUCAUCCCCUGUACUAUGUCUGCAGUCUCUGGUCAUCCCUGUACUGUGUCCGCAGUCUCUGGUCAUCUCCUGUACUGUGUCCGCAGUCUCUGGUCAUCUCCUGUACUAUGUCCGUAGUCUCUGGUCAUCUCCUGUACUGUGUCCGCAGUCUCUGGUGAUCUCCUGUACUGUGUCCGCAGUCUCUGGUCAUCUCCUGUACUAUGUCUGCAGUCUCUGGUCAUCUCCUGUACUGUGCCCGCAGUCUCUGGUCAUCUCCU